Messenger RNA from Equus quagga, 992 nucleotides. RefSeq names its product CD7 molecule (gene CD7). The record is from RefSeq and is a predicted model, not a curated record. The coding region runs from base 50 to 688 and encodes 212 amino acids. Gene Ontology annotation, cellular component: membrane. NCBI's taxonomy places the organism in Eukaryota, Metazoa, Chordata, Mammalia, Perissodactyla, Equidae. The transcript is spliced from 4 exons. Gene Ontology annotation, biological process: adaptive immune response. Gene Ontology annotation, molecular function: signaling receptor activity.
CUGCCUUUUGCCUGCUGCUGGGUCCACGGUGGGUGGGGUGGCAGCGAGCAUGGCCCCGGGGCUCUCUCUGCUCCCCUUGCUCCUGGCCCUUGUCCACAACCUGCUGAGGGCCCUGACCGCCCAAGAGGUGCAGCAGUCCCCUCCCUACAUAAUCGCCCCAGAGGAGAGUUCCAUCAACAUCACCUGCUGCACCAGCGGGACCCUGCUCGGGCUCCACCUGAAGCAAAGUUGGCCGAAGCCCAGCAACGUGAUUUAUUAUGAGGGUGAGAGGAAGACUACCGUGGACGAACGGUUCUGGGGCCGCGUCACCUUCUCAGGGCCACGAGACAACUUGACCAUCACUGUGCACCACCUGCAGCUGGCUGACACCGGCAUCUACACCUGCCAGGCCAUCAUGGAGAACAUCUUGGAGAUCCAGGGCCCCGGGACCUCAGUUGUGGUGACAGACAAACUGUCCCAAGCAGUGAACACAUGCCGGGAGGCUCAGCUGAUACACACUGCCCUCCCCACGGCCCUGGCUGUGGGCUUCUUCCUCAUCGGGCUAGGACUGGGGGCGGUGUGUGUGCUGAGGAGGACCCAGAUCAAGAAACUCUGCUGGGCCAGUGAUAAGAACUCGGUGUGUGUGGUGUACGAGGACAUGUCCUACAGCCGCCGCAACACAGUGUCCACCCCCAACCCGUACCAGUGAGCCCCGUGGGCCCCCUGGGCCUCCCUCUGCCCGAACAGAGCUCCGGGAAGACCAGCGGAGCCAGCGCCAACGCGAGGGCAGCUUCCUGCAGCAGUCAGGCUCUGGGCACCUCCUCUGAGAAGUCUUCUUUGGCUGCCUCCUGCCCUCCUCUCCCUGCCCAGCUGCCCCUGGCUCCUUGAAGCUACCAGGGAGAAAGUCUGUCUGUCUCUCUGUCCUGCUGCAGCCAGGGGCAGCAGGCAGCUUGGUGCGGGGGGGGGGAGAGGGGGCAGCCACUGCCAGAAAUAAAGUGCUUCUCAUCUCCCUA